Messenger RNA from Aspergillus brunneoviolaceus CBS 621.78, 717 nucleotides. Its product is annotated as lumazine synthase RIB4. Gene Ontology annotation, biological process: riboflavin biosynthetic process. Lineage: Eukaryota; Fungi; Ascomycota; Eurotiomycetes; Eurotiales; Aspergillaceae. The coding region runs from base 175 to 717 and encodes 180 amino acids. The record is from RefSeq and is a predicted model, not a curated record. Gene Ontology annotation, molecular function: 6,7-dimethyl-8-ribityllumazine synthase activity. Gene Ontology annotation, cellular component: riboflavin synthase complex; mitochondrial intermembrane space; intracellular anatomical structure. The transcript is spliced from 3 exons.
UCCAGUCGCUGGCAGCAUGAGGGAGGAACGUUGGAUGCUGGAUCUCAGGUCCGCCUAGAACACUUCAGUCGGACCUGACGAAACCAAACUCAAGGGGAAAUUACAAGCCAAAACAUCUUCAUCCCUGGGUCUGCGGCAAAAGCAAGUCAGAGAUUGAUUGUUGUGCUUCCAUUCAUGGCAUCAUCUAUCAAAGGCCCUGGUGCGGUGCAGAGUUACAAUGGUGCCGGUCUGCGAAUUGCCAUUGUCCACGCACGGUGGAACGAUCGCCUCAUCGACUCCCUCAUCGCGGGGGCCAAGGGUCAACUACUGGAAGCCGGGGUGAAGGAAGAGGACAUCGUUCUGGAGAGUGUGCCAGGGAGCUAUGAGCUUCCUUUGGCCGCGCAAAGAAUCAUCCACAAAACACAGGACUCUGAGAACAAUACAGCCUUCGACGCGGUCAUUGCCAUCGGGGCCUUGAUUAAAGGGGAGACCAUGCAUUUCGAGUACAUCUCCGCGGCGGUCUCUCAUGGGCUUAUGCGUGUUCAGCUGGACGCCCAUGUUCCCGUGAUUUUCGGGCUUCUGACCCUCUUGACUGAACAACAGGGGCUUGAGCGAGCCGGGCUGGCGGGAGAGCGGGGUCAUAAUCAUGGAGAGGACUGGGGGCGGGCGGCGGUGGAGUUGGGGGUGAAGAAUCGCGAGGAUUGGGUGGCGGGGGGUUGCAGGUCGGAGAUCGGUUAG